Zea mays is the source of this 1577-nucleotide messenger RNA. Its product is annotated as adenylate isopentenyltransferase 5, chloroplastic. Gene Ontology annotation, biological process: tRNA modification; cytokinin biosynthetic process. The coding region runs from base 230 to 1273 and encodes 347 amino acids. Gene Ontology annotation, molecular function: tRNA dimethylallyltransferase activity. The transcript has a single exon. Gene Ontology annotation, cellular component: mitochondrion. The record is from RefSeq and is a predicted model, not a curated record. NCBI's taxonomy places the organism in Eukaryota, Viridiplantae, Streptophyta, Magnoliopsida, Poales, Poaceae.
CUAAAGGUCUGUUUGGUUUCCUAGCUAAGGCGCCACAAUCUGCCCAACCUUAGUCGCUCGAAUUGAAGAACUAAGGUUAGACAGAAAAGUUAGGCACGUUAUGGCGUCUUAGGUAGCAAACCAAACAGCCCCUAACUACCAGAAGACUUGGAUUAUAUUUUUGACCCAAGCAAGUACUACUAGUUUAGUUUAGUUAACGCAAGCAACUUAAACGACAACGACAAAAGCCAUGUUGGCGCCCACGGCCGCCGCGGUGUCAGCUGCCACUGCCACCACCACCCUCCCAAGGCCACCGCCAUCGUCCAUCGACCUAAGGCGGCCGCUGGAACGAGGCAUGGCGCUCCCCCUGCAACCGUCACUGCCGCCGCCACUGCUGCUGGUCAGUGCCAACAAUAGGCACAAGGCCGUGGUGGUGAUGGGCGCCACGGGGACCGGUAAGUCGCGCCUCGCGGUGGACCUCGCGCUCCAGUUCGGCGGAGAGGUUAUCAAUUCCGACAAGAUCCAGCUACACGCAGGCCUGGAGGUGACCACGAACAAGGUGACGGAGGAGGAGCGCGCCGGCGUGCCGCACCAUCUGCUCGGGGUGGCGCACCCCGACGUCGAGUUCACGGCCGCCGACUUCCGGCGCGAGGCGUCCCGCGCCGCGGGUGCGAUCACCGCGCGCGGCCGCCUCCCGAUCAUCGCCGGCGGGUCGAACUCGUACGUCGAGGAGCUCGUGGACGGCGACGGCCGCGCGCUCCGGGAGGGCUACGACUGCUGCUUCCUCUGGGUGGACGUGCAGCCCGCCGUGCUGCAUGGCUACGUCGCCCGGCGCGUCGAUGAGAUGUGCGCUCGCGGCCUGGUGGACGAGGUCGCGGCGGCCUUCGACCCGCGCCGCACCGACUACUCGCGCGGCAUCUGGCGCGCCAUUGGCGCGCCGGAGCUCGACGCGUACCUGCGGUGGUCGGGAGACGAGGGCGAGCGCGCCCGGCUGCUGGCAGCCGCCAUCGAGGACAUCAAGUCGAACACCCGCCGGCUGUCGUGCCGGCAGCGCGCCAAGAUCCAGCGGCUGGCCAAGCUGUGGGGCGUCCGGCGCGUGGACGCCACAGAGGUCUUCCGGAGGCGCGGCGAUGCGGCCGAUGAGGCCUGGCAGCGGCUCGUUGCCACGCCGUGCAUCGACGCGGUGCGCUCCUUCCUGCGCGACGCCGCCGUCGUCGCUGCGGCCAAUGAUCCGCCGGCAGCCGAAGUAGUGCCCGUGUUUGCUCCCGCGUCGGCAGCUGUCGUCGCAGGAUAACUAAUGACAGCUGCCUUUAACGACGCCAUUAUGUGGUGCUGUGGCAUUAUAUUAGUCGCUAUUUAUCGUUAUAACUAUUAGCUGUUUGAGAAAGGUUAUAACUAAGUAUCGAUCUCACAUUACUGUUUACAAUAUUGAUCGAGAACGAGGAGAAUGACGAGUGAUCGUCAAGUAGUAGUAUCUUACUACGUUAGAACAUGUUCAUGGGACUCCUAAGUACACGAUCUAGCGUUAGGUUCAGAAUGUGGUUAUUAAUUUUUAUUGUAAUAUUGUUUAGCAUACAAUAUAUUUUAAGUAUGACUUU